UCACGUAUUACAGCGUUGUUUGAAACAACAAAGGCAAAAAGUCAAAACAAUUAUUGUGGAUGCCAUGGGCUUUGUGUAACUAUUAUUAAUUUUGGUUCUUGCCUUUAUCGAGUCUUUGUCGGGUCAGUUGGGUACUGCUGGCUGGAUACUAGUAUGCUGUGCCACGAAUGCAAAGGGGGAGGAGAGAGUCACCCUUUGUUUGUUCUACAUAGGAGUGAAGAUUGAAUUGAACAACGUCGAAACGACCAACUAAUGUGCGAGUGGAUCACCGUGUUGCUUUAGUUUCUCUGGACUAUAGUAGACGAAACAACAUCACUGACCAGUUACGGCAGUACUGGCAGUAGUGUUUCAAAAUCUCAUGGGUCGGUCAGAAGGCAGUUUUCACCCUAUUGGCCCACAUCGUCAACACUGAUUUUCUACCAAUUAGUGUAUUCAAUCGUGUCCGGCUGGGUUGUAUGUAUGGAUGUUCCCGAAUGAUCCAGGUGCCUUGAAGCACUUACAUCUGUGCAGUGUAGGAGUGCUUUCCACUGCUGGUAAUAUGGAUGCUAGUCCAAGCUAUGAUUUCGCCAAUGGAAUUGGUUGUUUGACAUUGCACGACGACUCCCGUCUUCGUCGGCAAAAGAGUCGCAGCACGUUGAAGCGGAAGUGUGAUGAUAGCAUUGACGCAACAACGUUGCAUGCAGCACCUAAACGCAUCUGUCCGUCCGCUGUUAGGCAGAGGCGCACCGACUUAUUUGAAGUCUACUGCAACUCGAAUAAGUCGUGCAUCGAUGCCUUCGGUAUGGAGCGGCUUUGCUCUCACCUGAACGUGCACCCAUCUGACACAGUGAUGUUGGUGCUUGCAUGGACCAUGGGUGCCCAGGAUAUGUGUGUGUUUACGCGAUCGGAGUGGCUAACUGGAAUGUCAGCUCUAAAAUGUGACAGUCUAGCAUCACUGGAAGAUGCACUACCAUCUCUGGAGCGUCUGCUGAAGGAGAAAUCGAAACUUCGCCAGAUCUAUCGAUUUGCUUUUGACUUUACCCGUGAUAAGUCACAGCGUGGCAUCGACCUGGAAUCAGCCCGUGAAAUGCUAUCGUGUGUGUUGGGCCAUCGCUUUGUUGCUUGGCCACUGCUGGGCAGCUUUCUAGAGUUUCUGACUAAAAGUAGCUAUCGUGGUAUGACGCGAGACCAGUGGACCAGUCUGUUUGAGUUUGCUGACAGCAUUGCUGUAGACCUUACAAACUACGACGAAGAGAGCGCUUGGCCAGUCAUGCUAGAUGAGUUUGUUGAGAGUCAACGGAGCACGCGCGGACUGCCUCCGUAUUCCAGUGUGCGGGCAGCGGAUCAGGAUAGUGGCAAUGAGGAUGGUGAAGAUGACGGACUGGAUAUGGAUGUUUGACUGGAUAUGGAGGUUUGACUGGUGAGAUACCAGUAGAGGAGGAGUUCCGUGACCAUCAGAUAUCGCCAAUACUGGUUUAUGGUGUGGUACUUUUGUCUGUCUGUCUGUCAGUCUGGUCUUGCUCUUGGUGGGUGGUCUGCCUAUCCACCGUUCCACUGUCUGUCUGUCUGUCUAUCUGUCUGUCUGUCUUUACAUAGCGGGGUUGUACUAGCCAAGUGUGCCCGUGCCGUGUACUCCAGCUCAUGCUUGUAUCCCAGUAUUUCUGGUUUAUUAUUCAUUGAUUUAUCCCGCUAUAUUUUCCAGUCAUAUGGAGGCUGACAUGCCCUUUUAGUGCUUUUUAUUCGACUUCUUUUUAAGUUUUAAUCAAACAUUGACAACUUGAUCAUUCCGAUUGUAGUCGAGUCUUCGCUUAUCGUACGUUUUGCUUGGAAUUCUGGCCUUGGAUUUGACAACCUUCUUGGACAGACAGAUAUCGAUGCAAGGUCUUGUGUGCAAUGAUUGCUGAACAUAAUGUACAGCCAUGGAGUUCUUCAAACGUAUACCGUAGUGUCCAUAAUUGUCAUGUAGAGUUUUUUUCUUUCGUUUGUCGUUGUUGGACUGGCACGUGUCAAGUAAGUUGUUUCUGUUGCUGUGUGUAUUUGUCGUUAUCACCAUUGUGCCACUAGCGUCGCAAUGUACAUCUUCAGAUCACAGUGCUAUAUUAUUAAUUAUAACCUGCCUCUGAUAUCAUGGGGUGGUGGUUCACAUUCCCACCAGAAUACUAUAAGUCUUGCUGUGUUGCUGUGCCAGUAUCAGGAGGUGAUUCAA
This is a messenger RNA of Sycon ciliatum, 2185 nucleotides long. RefSeq names its product DCN1-like protein 5. Gene Ontology annotation, molecular function: ubiquitin-like protein binding; cullin family protein binding; ubiquitin conjugating enzyme binding. Gene Ontology annotation, biological process: protein neddylation. NCBI's taxonomy places the organism in Eukaryota, Metazoa, Porifera, Calcarea, Leucosolenida, Sycettidae. The record is from RefSeq and is a predicted model, not a curated record. Gene Ontology annotation, cellular component: ubiquitin ligase complex. Bases 464 to 1378 code for a protein of 304 amino acids. The transcript has a single exon.